AUGGUGCCCCCUGCUCAGGUGAUGGAGCUUCGGGACGCCAUCAGAGAAGAGAGGGCCUGCCAGAUAUGUCUCCUAAACUACAAGAAGAGUGGCCAGAAGUUUUGGGACCAGUUGUACGUGAACCCUGUACAUGAUGAUGAGGGUGUGGUUACGCACUACAUCGAGGUGCAUACAGAUGUAACGGAUGUGCUGGCCAAGGCCACCGAUGGGCUGCCUGUGGAUGAUGUUGAUGCCAUCGAAGGUGUCCAGGCUGUGGGAAUGGAGGAGAAGAAGCGAUCAAUGGAGAUCUGCUCCUGCUUGGCAGAUGAGAUGGGCAAGGUGUCGCUUUCUGCUCAUGGUGCCUGCAGCGUGCUUCCCACUUCCCUUCUGCAGUCGUUGACCAGAAUCCAGCAGUCGCUGGUGCUUGUGGACCCCAAUCAGCCUGACAUGCCCAUUGUGCAUGCCGGCCAGGGCUUCCUGCAGCUCACAGGGUAUCCAAGGGAAAUGGUCAUCGGCCACAACUGCCGGUUCCUCCAGGGCACUGACACCGAUGUCAAGGAGGUGGCCAAGGUUCGUACAGCAAUCACUGCCAAGCCACCACAACCUGUCACGGCAACCCUCCUCAACUACCGAUAUGAUGGUACACCGUUUUGGAACUAUCUGCACAUCACCCCAAUUCGCGGGGCCGAUGGUGGCAUCGCAUAUCUCGCUGGCGUUCAGGUGGAUGUCACUGAAAAGGGAGUGGAAGGAGAGCCGGGAAAAGUGUCUAUGAAGCAUAAGCUGCUGCACUCUGGGACAGUGGGAAAGGUGAAAGUGGCGGUGAGGUCAUUGGCGGGUGGCGACCGAGGCCUGAGGAGAGAGCAAGGCAGCUGUGAGCUUCCAAGGCGGGGCUCCGUGGACUACAGCUAA
Molecule: messenger RNA, 888 nt
Organism: Ostreobium quekettii
Lineage: Eukaryota; Viridiplantae; Chlorophyta; Ulvophyceae; Bryopsidales; Ostreobiaceae
Source: the annotation of a GenBank genome assembly